GAAGAAAAAGCGAGUCACGUGUCCGGAAAUGAACAUCACAGUCUCCACUGGACACACUACAAGCGUUCAAUUUUCAUUUAUGGUCGACGCUAAUAUUCUUGGUCUCGUUGUGAAUAUUUAAACCAUAGUAGUAAAAAUGCGACGUCUAUGCUCGGUCCAGCAGAAAGUGUCGUGUGUUUUUAUGACUGAAGUGAAGGAAGAACCGUCUCGAAAACGUGACUGUCAACCAUUUCAUGUUGUCGCCACUGCAAUUGUCAACCCUGCAGUGUUGGAAGCUGACAUCAACUGUGCUCUCGCCACCGAGAAACUGGAUGGCACUUGCUGUUAUGUUACACUCUACAAAGGGAAACCUCAAUUGUGGGCUCGACUGGACCGGAAACCCAACAAACAGGCUGAGAAGAGGUUCAAGAAAUAUCAGUAUUCUCUCAGGAGCUCUAAAGGUUUCAUAUGGAACGUCAAGGAAGACUUUAAGACGGUCCCAGACACAUGGAUCCCGGCUCACAGAGUGAUACAUCACAAUGGUCAUCCCAUUCCUGAUGAAUACGGUCACAUUCCAGGCUGGGUUCCGGUGGAGGACGACAACAAGCAGUACUGCUGGCACUCGUCUGUGGUGGACAACAGCGUGGGGUCUGCUCUGGUCCUCAGACCUGUCCUGAACAAUGAAGACACAUUAGAAAUCGCUGCAGUCCCGCUAGCCGACUUACUGGAACAAACUCUAGAGCUGAUUGGAACCAACGUCAAUGGAAACCCUUAUGGGUUGGGGUCUAAGAAGCAGCCCAUUCAUUUCCUGGUGUCCCAUGGGAGCCUCUGUAUCAGAAAUCCUCCUCCAGUGGACUUCCAGCAGCUUUACUCAUGGUUUCGUGGGGGCUCCGAGGGCCUGAUUGAGGGCAUCGUGUGGCACUGUGCUGAUGGCUCACUCUUCAAGGUUCACCGCCAUCACAUGGGACUGGAGUGGCCAGCAGAGGGCACUCACCUUGGUGACAAGUCAGUGGUGGUUCGCAUUGACGGGGCCACGGUGGACGACAGCAAGAGUCUGUUUGCGUCAUUGUCACGCCUGAAUGGACAUUGUUUCAGCCGCUUGCAGGACGUCCAUUUUGACCUGUGAAUCCAAUCCACUAGUCCAAAAUAUUUGCAGGCAGGCAAGCAAGCACGUACAUCCUCGGCCAAGUUCACGUUAGCCUCCUUUUAGCCCUGCUUGCAUGUUUUUGGUCAUGGAAGGAUGCUUGCCUGAAAAAAGUAAGCAGCAUAAGUCACUAAAAAUCAAACAUAGCUUGUAAACAAGCUUUCAUUUUAACACUAACUAUAACACAUGGCUCCUUUUCUUUUGUACAGUCUUACAGUGACUGACAUGGGCAAAGUACUGCAAAUUGAAAAAGUUGCAAUCACAAAAACACUGCAAGAUCAAAAACUGUCUAUUUGUCUAUUUUUCAUACUUAAUUUAGCUUUGAGUUGCAAGUUAAAAAUACACUUGGAAAUUCCAUCAAGGCCAAACUGUUUACAAAAGGGGAAAAAAAUGCACCUUUUAUUUCAAGUCUAGACCAAAUUUAAGGUUAAAAUGUCCAUAGUGGAGGAAAUACUUGGGGAUUACAAUUUGAGUCUUAAAACUGCAUAACCUUGAUUUGUGUUUGCAGUAAAGCGAUAGGUUUACACUUCAGGUUGUUCCACUUUAUGGAUGAUGGUUACUAUGAUAAGCUGUAAAAUAAACUGUUUUUUCAGGCUUCCUACGCAAGAAUGGAAAAGUAUGGAUUUUUAUUUAAUAAGUUUGCAGGUCUGCAAAUGGCUGAAAAAUGGAAACUACAGUAAGGCAAAAUAUUCAUUUUUCCAAGGCUGUUACCACUGUUCUGUCUUCUUGAUGUUAAAAUCGAUCUGUUUUUCUAAGCUAAGAUGUUUUUGUGAGAGCACACAAUGAAGGGCGCAUCCCAGAAAACGUGAUGGGAAGAUUGACAAAUCGAAUGGACAACAUUCCACUCUUAUCCUCCUUUGUAUGAGUUACUCAACUACAAUCUCCUAGAAAUUACGUAUAUGGUGAUAUAAUGGCAUACAUGUUGAGAAUAAUGACAAUUGGACAAUGUCAUUAUUUUAUACAAGGGCUGCAACAAAAAAUUACUUUUUUUUAAUUUGAAGCUUGUUUGUAUUGAUUGAAUAAUCGGUACGUACAUACAAAUACAUAACUGAAGUAUGCAACAA
Molecule: messenger RNA, 2187 nt
Organism: Doryrhamphus excisus (bluestripe pipefish)
Lineage: Eukaryota; Metazoa; Chordata; Actinopteri; Syngnathiformes; Syngnathidae
Gene: rlig1
Product: RNA 5'-phosphate and 3'-OH ligase 1
Biological process (GO): response to reactive oxygen species
Molecular function (GO): RNA ligase (ATP) activity
Source: RefSeq, a predicted model, not a curated record